Molecule: messenger RNA, 2821 nt
Organism: Melanotaenia boesemani (Boeseman's rainbowfish)
Lineage: Eukaryota; Metazoa; Chordata; Actinopteri; Atheriniformes; Melanotaeniidae
Product: interaptin-like
Exons: 1
Coding region: 91-2358 (755 amino acids)
Source: RefSeq, a predicted model, not a curated record
CAAAAAUUAACGAUGGCAAUUAUCUUAGCUUUAAUGCCUCGGACAUCCUUUCCAGAUUAGAAGGAAAAAAACAGAGAACUACACAUAAUAAUGGCUUAUUGUCUCAUCCCCGACUUCCCCACUGUCAUGAUUGCCCUCGAGCACUUAAAGGACCUGGACAAGCAGUUGAGCGAGGACGGAGUCAGCUUUGCACCUGAAGCCAGCAUCCAUCUGACGGAGAUAACGGCUGCUAUCACAACAGUGGAGACGGAAAGGCGCACCAGUCAUGAACACUUGGAAGUGGAAACCAUAGAAAACAGCAAGUUGAGACACCAAAUUAACAACCUACUCAAACGUAUAAGCGAGGGCAUAAUGGCUGAUGUAGCAGCAGUCCGGGCAUCUAAUGCUGAGGAGAUGGAUAAUUUGCGCAAAGACCUCAGCACAGCGUAUCAGCUCCAGGAAGAGACUAUGAAGAGGUUGCAGACACUUUUGAGCCAAAACAAAAUACUUCAACCAGAAAGGGAACAGGUGCAGGCUGAGAAAGAUGCCAUUGUUGCCACUUUGAAUGAUCAACUCAUCCUUAAAUAUAACUUGAAGAUGCAGCUGGAUCAAACACAGGAGAUGAUAGAGGAGCUGAAAUCCGCCAUUGUUGCUGUCGAGCAGAAACAGGUAGCUCUGCAGCAAAACAGGAUACUGGAGAGGGAAGCUUUCCCUGAGAAAAAAGACACUCUGUCCAGAGAGAUGGAUCAGACUGGGGAGGAAAUUAAUCAGCAGAAGCAAGCUAUAACAAGGAGGAGACAAGAGUUGGAGAGAGUUAACAUGAGGAGAGAAAAAACUCUCAGCCAUCUUGAUGAGCUUAACAUUCACAUGGGCAAGCUGGAAAGCAGCGUGCAAAAACGGAUGGCAUCACGGUGCCAUUGUGAACAGCAGCUAGAGGAGGAAAUCCAAAAGCAUCAAGAACUUAAACAGAGAGAAACACUGAGAAAGGAGUUGCAUGAGUUAAGGGAGACUUUCAACCAUCUAGUCCAAAAUCUUCAAAACGAAAUUGCCAAAGUGGAUGACAAAAAAGAAAAGGGGCAAGAAUCAAGGCUACUUAUUCAGGGAAUCUUAGCUGGAGUCCAAAAAGUAUUCAAGCAUCACCAAGAUGAAGAAAAUAAUGUAAGGGCUGAGUAUCUCCAUGUCUCACAGCAGCUAGAGCGGUCCAAGCUGCAGCUGGAGGAGCGCAUUGCUGGCAUAGUCAAACACAGCAAGGGCACAAAAGAGAUGGAAAAGGAGAUCAAAGAGCUCCAGGAAGCAGAUGCAAUCAACAGGCUUGUGUUUAAAAGGAAUCAGGAAGAAUUGUGCAUCGACAUGAAUGCAGAGAAGAAGAAUAUUAGUCAAUCUGAGGAGGAAAAGAGGCAACUUUGUCAGCUCCUGGAGGAGGCAGCGCAGAGGCAGAAGGAGCAUGUGGCCAAAAUGACACUUGACAUCAGCAAAAUCAGAAGUAGAUAUGAAGAGCUGCUUGAAGAAGAGGCUGCGCUCCACCAGCGCCAUCCUGAGAGCUCAGAUGUUGACAUGCUGAUGAGCCAUGUGACCCAAUCUGAGGUUGAAUACAGACAAAUAGAGAGCAUCCACAGGCAGGAGAUGCAGCAGUGCGUCGCAGAAGCUGAGAGUAUCAGCCAGAUCACCCAGGAGAAGCAGAGAGCCCUGCAAGUGAAGGAAGAGAUGUUGAAAGAGGUGGAGGUUAAGUUCAAUGAGGAGCAAAGUAGGCUUGAGAGACUUGAUGCACACAGAUUUGAACUGAACAGUAAGAGGUCUGAGCUCAGUCUGUCAAUUCAGGGGAAGAAAGAGCAAAUCAGCUCACUGCUUCAGCCCAAAGAGGACAUGAAAACUCAGCUGGAAAACCUGCAAAGCUAUUACAUUGACAUGCUGGACAACCAGGUCUUAGAGCUCAGAGCUCUAGAGGUGGGCAUCUAUAACAACAGUGUGAAACUGGAGGAGGUCAACAUGGAGAACAGCCGGCUGCAUCUCCGUAUUAAACAGAUGAUGGAGGACAUUAGCACAACCACACAGCAAAAGGAAAGAAACCAGAAGGACAUUCAGCAACUCAGCCACAACAUAAAGGUAUUAUUGGAGAGUUUACAGGAAGCCUGGAGACAGGAUCUGUUAGUAACCCAGGACUGUCAGAGCAGAGAUGGUGCCCUUUUGGCAUUGAUGAGUUCGUUGCUGAAUCUUCAUAAGACCAGGAAACAGCAGUUGGCGAACGUCAGCACACUCCUACACCAGCAAAUGCUGGAUUUCAGCAGAUGGCUGGGAGAUGAGGCAACGUUGGAACAGCACAACUUGCAAUAUUCAGAGUGCAUGGUCACAUCUGAGGAAGCAAGUCAGCUUUGUAACUGAGAUAACGUGUACAUUAAAUAUUAAGUGUUGUUAUUAGCUAGAAUUAAAAGACUUGAUGCAACACAAAGAUAGUUCUCUGCUCAGUUAUCAUCCCUGCAACAUUACUGGACUCAGACAGUUUAAAGAAAGUCUAAAUGGAAGAACCAGAGAGAAAUAAAUUAUUCUUCAUAUUCUAAAUGGAGAUUUGGGCAUGUUGUUCUUUUAGCUGCAAACAUUUCAACUUUUCAACUUAGAUGAUUUCUUUGAUCACUUGAUGUGUUAAACUGUCUUUAGUGGAGACUCCUGCAAGAAGUAGAAAGUAUAUAUUUUAAGAGCUUUGACCGUGACUUUUUAUUUGGUGGCUAGAAACAUAAAAAUACACCAUUUAUCAUAAAUUACCAAGUCUGCCCUCGUGUAUAACAUUUUUGACUGUCAAGGUUUUGUUCCCACUGACUUGUGCUUAAAAACAACAGAUCAUAACAGA